CACAAGUCAGAUGUUUGGGAUUCUAGGGUUUAGCGCCGCCAUGGGAAAACGGCAGAAGCAGCAAGUCACCGGCCGCCCAAGCAACUCCCCAAGAGAAAACUCGAAGGAGGUGCCAAUUGAUCUCUUGAUUGACAUCUUCACAAGAUUACCAGUGGAAGACGUUGCGAGGUGUCGUUGCGUGUCGAAGCUUUGGUCUUCCAUACUACGUCGUCGAGAUUUCACCCAACUGUUCCUCAAAAUCUCAUCGACUCGGCCUCGUAUACUAUUCACCUUCCUUUACAACGGUAGGCGAAUCUUUUACUCCAUACCUCAAGAUCUAGAUCCAGACCGCAACAACUACUCCUCUCCUAUAAUUCCCUAUUACCAGAUGCAUUUCCCUAAAGGUUUGGGUUCUUCCGACAAGGUUUGUCCCCCUAUACUUGGCUUGAUCUGUAACAAAUCUAAGAAGCCGUUGAUCUGCAACCCUAGCACAGGAGAGUACAUGUCUUUACCCAAAGCGAGGAAUGAAAUGAGUCCCUUUUUUGGGUAUGAUCCUAUCGACAAACUAUUCAAGGUAUUGUGCCUGUCCGAUGAUUUUGUGUUUCAAGUUUCAACAUUAGGAACGUCCGGAGAAGAAAUGACCUGGAGAAUGGUCGAAUGUCCGAAACGUCAUCAACCUGUAAGUGCUGAUAUAUGCAUUGAUGGGGUAUUGUAUUAUUUAGCUAAGCGCGUGGGAAAUAUAUCUACACUACCUCUUAUGGUAGUUUGCUUUGAUUUUAGAUUGGAGAGAUUCACGUUUCUAGAUUUGUUGUUAAUAACUGUGAGUUCAGCUCUCAUAAAUUACAAUGGUAAACUGGGCAUACUAUCGGCAAGUUCGUAUCGUGUUGAUUACAACACAGAAGCUAUUGAGCUGCGGGUUCUAGAGGAUGCUGAUGAAGUGAAAUGGUCAAAGACUGUCUACAAAUUUCCAUAUUAUUGGAAGGAUCUAGCUGCGAAAACCUACCUACACAUUGUCGGGAUGACUACUACAGGUGAAAUUGUUUUGUCGACAUACUAUGUACAUAAUCCUUUCUACAUCUUCUACUACAAUACAGUGAAGAACUCUGUGGUAAGAGUUAGAAUCGAUUUCGGAAUUAAACCUUUGAGGGCUCUUAACUGCUCAAAGAUUUUGACAUUCGUAAACCAUGUGGAGAAUGUAAAGCUUAUGGAUUAGGGCUUUAUAGCAUAGCUAAUGUAGCUUGCCUUCUAAGGUCGCAUCCAUCUUGUUCCCUUAUUGUUUGAAUGUAUGAUUGUUUGUUGUAAGCUAUUUGAACUUUUCUUGUUGUAAGCUAUUUUUAAGCAAAUUUGAACUUUUAUCUUCUUGAACAA
This is a messenger RNA of Arabidopsis lyrata subsp. lyrata, 1347 nucleotides long. Its product is annotated as F-box protein At3g47030-like. Gene Ontology annotation, molecular function: protein binding. Bases 11 to 1192 code for a protein of 393 amino acids. The record is from RefSeq and is a predicted model, not a curated record. The transcript has a single exon. NCBI's taxonomy places the organism in Eukaryota, Viridiplantae, Streptophyta, Magnoliopsida, Brassicales, Brassicaceae.